Merops nubicus (carmine bee-eater) is the source of this 292-nucleotide messenger RNA. Its product is annotated as neuroblastoma suppressor of tumorigenicity 1. The annotation marks the transcript as partial. The transcript has 2 exons. Gene Ontology annotation, biological process: animal organ morphogenesis. Lineage: Eukaryota; Metazoa; Chordata; Aves; Coraciiformes; Meropidae. The record is from RefSeq and is a predicted model, not a curated record. Gene Ontology annotation, molecular function: BMP binding; receptor ligand activity.
CUGGCCAUGAUGCUAUGGUUGGUGGUCGGUGCCCUCUGCCCCUCGCUGCUGCUGGCAGCUCCGCCCCCCAUCAACAAGCUGGCUCUCUUCCCGGACAAGAGCGCCUGGUGCGAGGCCAAGAACAUCACCCAGAUCGUGGGGCACAGCGGCUGCGAGUCCAAGUCCAUCCAGAACAGGGCCUGUCUGGGACAGUGUUUCAGCUACAGCGUCCCCAACACCUUCCCCCAGUCCACGGAGUCCCUGGUUCACUGCGACUCCUGCAUGCCAGCCCAGUCCAUGUGGGAGAUCGUGA